GAAGCGUGCGGCCGGCGGCGGUGCGCGGCGCGCGGCGAGCAGGGGCCCGACCCAGGCGAGCGCCGCGCGGGCCACCAUGGCCACGGACGAGCUGGCCAGCAAGCUGAGCCGGCGGCUGCAGAUGGAGGGCGAGGGCGGCGGCGAGGCCCCGGAGCAGCCCGGGCUGAACGGCGCGGCGGCGGCGGCGGCGGGGGCGCCCGAGGAGGCGGCCGAGGCGCUGGGCAGCGCGGACGACGAGCUGAGCGCCAAGCUGCUGCGGCGCGCCGACCUCAACCAGGGCAUCGGCGAGCCCCAGUCGCCCAGCCGCCGCGUCUUCAACCCCUACACCGAGUUCAAGGAGUUCUCCAGGAAGCAGAUCAAGGACAUGGAGAAGAUGUUCAAGCAGUAUGAUGCCGGGCGGGAUGGCUUCAUCGACCUGAUGGAGCUGAAGCUCAUGAUGGAGAAACUUGGGGCCCCCCAGACCCACCUGGGCCUGAAAAACAUGAUCAAGGAGGUGGAUGAGGACUUUGACAGCAAGCUCAGCUUCCGGGAGUUCCUCCUGAUUUUCCGCAAGUCGGCGGCCGGGGAGCUGCAGGAGGACAGUGGGCUGCACAUGCUGGCUCGCCUCUCCGAGAUUGACGUCUCCACCGAGGGCGUCAAGGGGGCCAAGAGCUUCUUCGAGGCCAAGGUCCAGGCCAUCAACGAGUCCAGCCGCUUUGAGGAGGAGAUCAAGGCAGAGCAGGAGGAGAGGAAGAAGCAGGCUGAGGAGAUGAAGCAGCGGAAAGCGGCCUUCAAGGAGCUGCAGUCCACCUUCAAGUAGCGGGGCCACAGCUGACCAGCUGGGAGCAGGGCCAGGCGGGCACGGGCUGCCAGAUCCUGGAAGCUGAGCCCGCGUCCGCGGCUCUGUCUGAAGGAACCAUUCUGAAAACCUCAUGUCUGUGAAGGGAGCCGGCAAGGGGUCCUGGCUUCCCUCCGCUCCCUCCUGCUGUUCCGAGGCCUCCACACCAGCUCAGCUCCUGCCCAGCCCCACCACCCCGGCACCCCCUGUGAUGCACCGCACCCCUGGCUGCCCGCUGCCUGCUCCAGCUCCUGGCUCCAGGUCCAUUGCUGCCCCCACACCUGCCCUCCCUGCCUCCUUCCCCACCAAGCACUGGGCCCAGGAAGGCCUCCUGCCCUAACCAACAGGCUCCAAGGCCCUGGGGCCCUCCAAGAGCCCCUUCCUAGAGACAGGAAGAGAAAGGACUGGCCAGCAUCAAAGAUGGAAAGAGCUGUGGCCAGCUGGGCAGAGUGAGACCAAGGGGCUUAGCAGAGACGGCCUCCAGCCUUGCCUCCUCUCUCUGCCUGAGUGUCUACGUGGGGAGUGGGGGGGAUUCUGCUUCGGUGAAGGGACCCGGGCGCCUGGCACCCCAUGCUGGGGCCCAGCCGGGCAGUGUGAGGGGGCAGCUGUGCCGAACUACCUCACGGGCCCACACUCUCCUAGCCGUGCCAGGGAGACACGGGCAGGGGAGGGUCCGGGUGGGGGAGGUAGAGGCUCCACUCUUCGAUGCCCCCCCAGAACAGCCUGCGAGCCCCAAGGGGCUCUGGGGAGAGAGACAGGGAGGAGGAAUUGACUCCUUCAAAGGGACAGAAACCAGCCUGCUCCCUGGACUCACCGGGAAGUGUCCAAGAAGUGCUGCCAGGGUCUGGAUGCCCGGGGCGGGGGGCACUCUCGGGAGCCUUGCCCGGCCUGCUCGCCCGCCCUCCCCCAGGUGGUGGUCACCAGCUCGUCACCGGCGACGGGACAAGGAUGCGUGGGGACCGCCACCCGCCCUGUGCCCACCACCAGCCAGGCCGCGGCGAGCUCUGGCCGCAGCUCUGUUUCCCCACCGCCCCCAGCGUGUUGGCUCAUGUGCGUGUGUGUCCGUGUGUCCGUUGCUGUGUUGUGAAACUACUGUCACCCAGUCCAAACGAACGGCCAUCAAAGCCACCAAGUUAUGCAACUUUCUGUGUGUGUCGUGACAACGUCACUUGCUUUGUAAACUCAAUAACUUUAUUUUAAUAAGAUGCCCCCCUGCCCCUGAGUCCACAAAGCGCUCGUUGGAUUUGCAGAGGUUUUAUUUUUUUGGCCUUAGAACCUGCAGAAAUUAGGAGGUACUAACCACCCCCUUGCAGCAAGCAGCCUUGGUCCUGGAUUGCGUUUGCCUUAGUGGAUAUGUUUAUACAGAUGAAUAUAAAAAUUCCUUUUUUUCUUUUG
This is a messenger RNA of Choloepus didactylus (southern two-toed sloth), 2212 nucleotides long. RefSeq names its product EF-hand domain family member D2 (gene EFHD2). NCBI's taxonomy places the organism in Eukaryota, Metazoa, Chordata, Mammalia, Pilosa, Megalonychidae. Gene Ontology annotation, molecular function: calcium ion binding. The transcript has 4 exons. Bases 77 to 799 code for a protein of 240 amino acids. The record is from RefSeq and is a predicted model, not a curated record.